AUGGCCCGUGGCCGUCAUCUAGUCAAUGGUCCGCCGACAGCGAUCCCUCAACGUCUCUCACAUAGUGAGGAUGGCGAGGACGUCCAAGGAACUAUCGACCCUUGUACACGACAAGAGAUACCCAAGUACUUUCGGGAAUGGACGAAGUUUUGGGAUGAGGAUGAUGAGGACGUCAACAAAUCAAAUAUUGGCGAAGGAACAGGACAACCUGUGCACAAUCCACUGAGUGAGUCGAGGCCUAGUGUACCCUCGACCCAUUGCAGGACGACCGACCGCAUCCCAACGACUGCGACGGCUAGACAGGUACCAUUACCUAUUGGUGGGCACACCAGUACAUCAAUGCCACCCUUGACGCGUGAGCCAACAUGCUCUCCCCAGGUGCUCCAAACACCCGUUGAGCCCGCGUGUGGUCUCGUCAACAAUGACCAGGACUCUGCAGGAAGCAGACUCAAGCUAAACUAUUACAAUUCUAUUAACGCGGUUCAUCCCCCAAUAGGACUUAACCUGUGCACAACGGCAUCUGAUGGCCAGUUUGUACUGGGUUCUGCUGGCAUCACGUUCCCGCUCUCGUUGGAGGCACCAGGCAGUUGUAGUGAAGGUGCUCACAUUGACGACGUGACAGAGGUUGUUCAGGUUGGCCCUGUGUCUGUUACGGUUCAAGAUACAUUGGAAGUCUCCCCACCUCGAUCUACUCAGCACAGUCGACAUUUCCCUACUGCUGCAUCCGAAGUCAACAGCCAGGUGCAAUCUGCCCCGUCCCUCACCUCGCUGGAUAUGCAUCAUAAGGAUCCAGACGUGAGACGUCUGUGCAAAGCCCCUGAGAGACCCAAAGGAGCCAGAGGUGCCGAGGACGCCAUAGACCCUUAUAAACGCAUAUCACGAAACAGUGACACUGAAGGAAGAGCAGAAGGUUUCACCACAGGUACUGACAGUACCACAGCUCAUCAAAAACAGGCUCGCGGUGUCAAAGACACUGGACACGAAUCCAUCAUCGAAAAGAAAGAAGAUGCUCAUCCCUCGAGACCAAAAGAAAAGCUGAAGGAGAAGAGGAAGUUGCCUCCACGGCCUCCCUGCGAUGCGAAUGGCAGGGGCUUUGUCCGAAAGCUCGUACAGGCGGAUGGAACAUCCGCAAAGCCAUUGCGCGCAAACAUUAUGGCGAAGAUUGGUUUGGAACGUAACAUUCCCAUGUCAGAGCGAAUAACAUGCCCUCUCCCUGGCUGCGGCGACGUUGUAAUCGCAGAGGAUCUGUUCAGCCAUUUCGGAUCUCAUUUCAAAAAGCUCAAAUUACCGGAGGCUGGACCGCAUGAUUGCCUGCUCAAGUGUGGUAACAAGCCCCUUGGAACAUUGGCGGCUUUAAAGAAACAUCUAAGAGACCACACUAAAACAUUCGGUCUCCUUUGCAAGGCGUGUAACGGUCGCGUCUCCAGGGACUCAUGGGAGUCCAUUGAGCGUCAUUUGCUCAACAAGGCGCAUGACAAGGACCGGCAAGAACUGGGUUUGAAAAGCGAAUGGAUACCCUCGUCGAGGAUUGCUGCCGGUCAUAGCACGAAGAUGGGUGCGGAGGGGAGUGACAGUAAGAACGAUGGUGACAACGAAGGUUGCAGCAAAGGAAUCAAACGCCGCCGCUUGCGGUAA
Molecule: messenger RNA, 1635 nt
Organism: Fomitiporia mediterranea MF3/22
Lineage: Eukaryota; Fungi; Basidiomycota; Agaricomycetes; Hymenochaetales; Hymenochaetaceae
Exons: 4
Coding region: 1-1635 (544 amino acids)
Source: RefSeq, a predicted model, not a curated record